ACGCCUCAGUUCCAAUCACUCCUCGCCACGUGGCCCACUUCCUGGGUCCAGUGGCCUCGGCGUCUUCCUUUCGGUUUAAAAGCGCCCAUGCUCAGCUCAGGUCGGUUCUCCCCAAAACCCUGUUUUUAGGGUUUUGCUUUCUCACUUCACUCAUGGGCCUCAAUAUGUUUCGCUGGGAUUUCCUCUUCGUUUUUCUUGUCAUUCAGAUGCCUGUGAUCAGUACGACGCCGCAUUUGGGGUCUGGUCCUCACAUAGCUGAUGUCAAUAUUCUGUUGCCUCCCAAAAUGACUUAUCCCGUUGAGUAUCUUCUUCAAGGAAGUGGCGGUUGCUUCAAAUGGUCAUGGGAUCAUCAUGAUAUUUUAUCUGUUCUACCUGAAUAUAAUGUAAGCAGUCAAUGUUCAACAAGUGCCAGGCUGAAAUCCAUUGCUACUUAUAACGGUCGAAAAGAGACUGCUGUUUAUGCUGCCGACAUACACACUGGGAUUGUAGUUCGUUGCAAAGUUUUCAUUGAUAAUAUAUCCAGGAUCCAGAUAUUUCAUAACUCUAUUAAACUUGACUUAGAUGGGCUUGCUACUCUCCGUGUUCGUGCCUUUGAUAGUGAAGAAAAUGUGUUCUCAUCAUUAGUGGGCUUACAGUUCAUGUGGCAGCUGAGGCCUGAAACUGAUGGAUUGCCUCCUCACCUUGUCCACGUUCCUUUAAAGGAUUCUCCCUUGAGUGACUGUGGUGGAUUAUGUGGGGACCUAAGUGUUCAAAUAAAACUUGAAGAUGGUGGUGCGUUUUCUGAUUUGUAUGUGGUAAAAGGAAUUGGAAUUGGCCACGAGGUUGUUUCUGUGCAUUUGCUGGAGCCACAAUUUGAGCACAUGGCUGAUAAGAUUGUUUUAACCGUAGCAGAAGCCAUGUCACUUGAUCCUCCCUCACCUGUUUUCAUUCUCAUUGGUGCUGCUGUUCGCUAUACUUUGAAAGUCAUUCGGGGGAAUAUUCCUCAAGUGGUUGCUUUACCAUCUCCAUAUCACAGAUGGUCUGUUUUGAACUCCUCAGUUGCUCAAGUGGAUUCUCAGAUGGGUCUAGUCAAUGCGCUGAGCUUAGGAGUGACCACUGUCACUGUUGAAGACACCAGAGUUGCUGGCCACAUACAAAUGUCAUCUCUCCAUGUUGUCUUGCCUGAUACUUUAUGUUUGUACAUAUUACCUCUAUCCCUUUCUGAUGAUCCUUUAGAAGGAGCAAAAUCUAUUCCAUCUGGGGCACGCUGGUAUGCGUUUUCUGGUCAACAAUAUCUCAUUCAAAUGAAGGUUUUUUCAGGAGGACCUGGUGGCCAAGAAGUUUAUAUUACUGAGAGUGAUGAAGUGAGCUUGCAAUACAACCAAUCUAUAUACUGGAAGGCUUUCUUGGUGUCAGAUAGGAUUGCUGUCAAGCAUGACUGGUGGAAUUCCAGAAUCUUGAAAAUGACAUCAGAGGGACUGGGAAAAUUGACAGCUUCUUUAAGUUAUUUUAGUAGGCAUCCUGGAAGAAAGGAGGUUCUCAAGGUUGUUCAAGAAGUCAUGGUUUGUGAAAAAGUGAAAUUCAGCUUCGACAAAAGAAGUGCUGUUUCUGAAAGAAUUCUCCUUCCCUGGGCUCCUGCUGUUUAUCAGGAGGUGGACCUAAAGGCUACUGGAGGUUGUGCAAAAUCAUCCAGUGAUUAUAAAUGGUUUUCUUCAGACAUGGCUACUGUCUCUGUAUCUGCUUCUGGUGUUAUUCAGGCAAAGAAGCCUGGUAAAGCUGCUGUUAAAGUAGUUUCAAUUUUUGAUCCAUUCAAUUAUGAUGAGGUGGUUGUUGAAGUUGCUCUCCCUUCAUCUAUGGUUAUGCUGCAAAACUUUCCUGUAGAGACUGUUGUAGGAUCACAACUUCAAGCUGCUGUGACAAUGAAAGCAUCAAAUGGUGCCUAUUUCUACAGAUGUGAUGCUUUCAGUUCAUUUGUAAGGUGGAAAGCUGGAAGUGAGUCUUUCAUGAUUGUCAAUGCAACAGGGGAGACUCCUGUCCUGGACAAGCUGGAAAGUGUUGAGCCUUAUGCAUCAGUAUAUGGUCCUCCAUGUGCAUGGACGUAUGUAUAUGCUUCUAGCGCUGGUCGAGCUAUGCUGCAUGCAACGCUGACCAAAGAAUAUCAACACCAUGAUCAUCCUUUUCAUGGCCCUAUUGUUUUACAAGCAUCUUCACGUAUAGGAGCCUAUCUGCCACUUGUUCUGCGUCAGGCAGGUGACGGAAACCAAUUUGGUGGUUACUGGAUCAAUACCGCUCAAGCAGAAGCUCAUAGUCAGUUCGAAAAUUUGGAUGAUUUGUUUCUUGUUCCUGGAACACAUUUAGAUGUCAUGCUUGUUGGAGGACCUGAAUUGUGGGACAAAAGUGUUGACUUUAUUGAAACUGUGGAUGAGCAUGCUCGUCUUAAAGAUGGAGUUCUUGUGCAUAAAGUAUCUAGCGGCUAUGGGAGUUUGUAUAGAGUUUUAUGCCAAAUUUUAGGAACCUAUAAAAUUGCUUUCAAACGUGGUAACUUGGUUGGAGAUGACCAUCCUCUGCCAGCAGUAGCAGAAGUGGAAUUGUCACUUACAUGUAGCUUUCCUUCAUCUAUCACACUAAUUGCUGAUGAACCUGUGAAUGAACCUGGUGUUAUAUGGGCUGCGACUCAAGCUGAUCGCAAUCCAGAGCGAAUUCGUGUCACCCCUAUUACUGUGGCAAAUGGGCGCACAAUUCGAAUUGCUGCAGUUGGAAUUAGUAACUCAGGAAAAGCUUUUGCAAAUUCAUCUUCUCUUUGUUUGAAGUGGGAAUUGAGCAAUUGUGAUGCACUGGCGUUUUGGGAUGAUUCCUAUGAUUUAGGAGGGUCCAGUUCCGGUUGGGAGAGGUUUUUGAUCUUGCAAAAUGAAUCCAGACUGUGCAUUGUUCGUGCAACUGUUAUCGGUUUUGCUGGUACCGUGAGUGGUCAUGUAUCUGCUCCGCUGCUUGAGAGCUCAGAGAAUGUUCUUACAGAUGCUGUACGCUUACAGCUUGUUUCUUCUCUAAGAGUUACCCCAGAGUUCAAGUUAUUAUUUUUCAAUUCAGAUGCUAAGGCAAAUCUCUCAAUUACUGGAGGAAGCUGUUUUCUGGAUGCUGUUGUGAAUGAUUCUCGAGUAGUAGAUGUGAUUCAGCCCCCUCCAGGUUUACAAUGCUUACAGUUGAUUGUUGCUCCUAAAGGGUUGGGUACUGCACUCGUGACAGUUUAUGAUAUUGGUCUUGCUCCUCACCUUUCAGCUUCUUCUGUGGUUCAAGUUGCAGAUGUUGAUUGGAUAAGGAUUACCUCGGGAGAAGAGAUAAGCCUCAUGGAAGGAAGUGUGCAAUCUAUUAUUGUGAUGGCUGGAGUUGAUGAUGGAAGCACUUUUGAUGCUUCUCAGUAUGUUUACAUGAAUAUUCAGGUUCAUAUUGAGGACCAUAUAGUUGAUCUCGUGGAUGAUGAUAAUGAUAUCUCAAGUAUUGGUGGUGGAUAUGUUAAUUCCCCAAAGUUUAUGAUUUUGGCUAAACAUCUUGGUGUUACAAUUCUCUAUGUCAGUGCUAGACAGGCAUCUGGAUAUGAAAUAGUGAGUAAUCAAAUUAAGGUGGAAGUCUAUGCACCACCAAGAAUACAUCCUCCUGAUAUUUUCCUGGUUCCAGGUGCAGCUUAUGUGCUUAAUGUGAAAGGAGGGCCACAAAUUGGUGUAGUUAUAGAGUAUGCUAGUUUGGAUGAUCGGAUUGCAACUGUCAACAAAUCUUCUGGACGGCUGUCUGCAAUUUCACCUGGGAAUUCUACCUUAGUUGCCACAGUUUAUGGUAAGGGAGAUACUGUUAUUUGCCAAGCAUAUGGCAGAAUUAAAGUAGGAGUCCCUUCUUUGGUGACAUUGAAUGUACAGAGCGAGCAACUUGAUGUUGGCCGUGAGAUGCCAAUCUUUCCAUCAUUGCCCCAGGGUGAUUUGUUUUCCUUUUAUGAGCUCUGCAAGAAUUACAAGUGGACUGUAGAAGAUGAAAAGGUUUUGAGUUUCCAUAUGGCAGAGCACAUUCGUAGUGACAGAUAUGGGCUUCCUUCUUCUGGUUCAAAGGAAAUUAAACUCCCUGGGCAUUUGGAUGAGAAGGACCUUGGAUUUAUCAAUAUGUUGCAUGGAAGAUCGGCAGGCAGGACAACUGUUGCAGUUUCAUUCAAUUGUGAUUUUAUUUCUUCUGGCCAUUCACAGUCAAGAUCUUACAGUGCGUCUAUGUCGAUAUCAGUGGUCUCUGAGCUUCCUCUUGCUCUUGGGGUUCCCAUUACCUGGGUUCUUCCUCCCUAUUAUACUACAUCAAGUCUUUUGCCUUCCUCAUCGGAAUCAUAUGGCCAAUGGGAUUUGAGUCGCAAAGGAACUAUUACUUAUUCUUUAUUGAGAAGUUGUGGUGGUAAGAAUGAAGAGGUGCAGAAGGAUGCUAUUUCAAUUGACAGGGAUAGAAUUAAAACAACAGAGAGCAAUAAUCUUGCAUGCAUUCAGGCAAAAGAUCGCACUACUGGAAAAACAGGGAUUGCUUCUUGUGUUAGGGUUGCUGAGGUGGCUCAAAUAAGAAUAACCCCCCAAAAGUUCUCAUUCCAUGUCAUUGAUCUUGCUGUUGAUGCUGAAGUGAAACUUUCAAUAAACUUUUGUGAUGUGCUAGGAAACCCUUUCCAUGAAGCAUUUAAUGUGAUUCCCUUGGAUGCUGAAACUAAUUAUCCUGAUAUUGUCUCCAUUAAUAGCACAGGUGAUGGCUAUGGGAAUAUCCAUCUCAAGGGCAUACGCCAUGGUAGGGCUCUGCUGCGAGUAUCAAUUAACAGUAGUCCACAUAAAUCUGACUAUGUGCUGGUCUCAGUUGGUGCUUAUUUAUCUCCUCGGAACCCCGUCCUUCACCUUGGAGGUCAUCUCAACUUCAGCAUAGAAGGAUUAAAAGAUAAAGUAUCUGGCCAGUGGUUGAGUGGCAAUGAAAGUGUUAUAUCUCUAGAUGUACUAUCUGGAGAAGCUCAAGCAGUUGGGGAAGGUACAACACAAGUGUUCUUUGAAUGUUCAAGUUUGAAGCUGCAGACAACAGUUACAGUGCAAAAGGGGAAGAUUGUUCUUGUUGAUGCUCCAAUGGAGACCUUAACAAAUGCCCCUAUCCCUGCAAAAGGAUAUAAUUUCUCUGUGAAGUUCAGUAGUGAUACCUAUGGCCAUGAUCUAGAAGGCUUCAGGAAUGAUAUGGGUGUCCUCUUUGACUGUAGGGUGGAUCCACCUUUUGUCGGGUAUGCAAAACCCUGGAGGGAUUUUGGCACUGGUAAAUCAUAUUGCCUCUUCUUUCCUUACUCUCCAGAGCAUCUGGCACGGUCUGUUCCGAAGUCAAAGGACAUGAGACCAUAUAUUUCUCUUUCCAUCAGUGCUUCAGUGCAAGAAACCAACCAUGUCUCAGGAUCUGCAUCGGCCCUUUUUGUUGGUGGGUUUUCCAUCUUGGAAAUGGGCAAGAAUUUAGUGCAGUUGAAUUUGACAGCAGGCUCCAACAAGACCAUAAUAACCAUUUUGGGGAAUACAGAUGUUGAUAUCCACUGGCAUGAGCGGGAUUCUAUAAUGAUCAGUCCUGUGCAUAAAGAAGACUUUGGGAUUGGUGGGCUUGCAAAAUAUGAGGUCAAAGUGCUACAGGCUAAGAAAUUCAAAGAUAAAGUGGUGAUCACACUCCCAGCCAAUGGCCAAAGAGUUGAACUAGAUGUAAGCUACGAUCCAGGAGAAAGGGCAUACUCAGUAUCCACUGUGAAAGUAACACUAUGGGCAGGCGUGGUUGGUUGUAUUGCUUUGUUGCUAUUGACUCUGGCCAUCUUCAUAUUCUUCCUGGACAGGCCUGACAGAGCUCGGCCAUCCAACCCUCCAGCCAAUUCAAGCAUUGUAGCACCCACAACGCCUGAUCGAAGGAGUCCAGCUGUUCAGAACGAUUCCUCUCCUCGAACACCUCAGCCUUUCGUAGAGUACGUGAGGAGGACGAUCCAUGAAACUCCUUAUUACACACGAGAAGGAAGGAGGAGAAAGAUUUUUAUUGGAGGCUUGGCUAGAGAGACGACUUCUGCACAAUUUAUCAAGCAUUUUGGUAAAUAUGGUGAAAUUACGGAUUCUGUGAUAAUGAAGGAUCGGAAAACUGGACAACCUCGUGGGUUUGGGUUCGUGACUUACGCAGACCUGUCUGUGGUUGACCAAGUCAUCCAAGACACCCAUGUCAUUAAUGGGAAACAAGUAGAAAUCAAGCGGACCAUACCAAAGGGAGCCAUUGGUGCUAAGGAUUUCAAAACUAAAAAGAUCUUUGUGGGUGGAAUUCCAGCAACAGUGACUGAAGAGGAGUUCAAGGACUUCUUCACACAAUAUGGAGAGGUUAAGGACCACCAGAUUAUGCGAGAUCAUUCCACCAGUCGUUCACGUGGCUUUGGAUUUGUUACAUUUGACACAGAGCAAGCUGUGGAUGAUCUCUUGUCCCAGGGGAACAAGCUUGAGCUGGCUGGAGCUCAGGUGGAGAUCAAGAAAGCAGAACCAAAGAAGCCAAACCCACCAGUGCCCCCAUCCAGGCGAUAUUCGGAUUCUAGACCUGGCUUUGGUGGGGGCUUUGGAGAUGCUUAUGCUGGCUUUGGAGGCAGCAGUUUUGGUAAUGGUCCUUAUAGGUCAGGUGGGGCUUAUGGGAGUAGAGCCAGUGCCUAUGCGGGAUAUGGUGGAAGUGAAUUUGGCGGAUAUGGAGGAUAUGGUGGUGGUGGCAGCAGCGGCGGCGGCGGCAUAGGAACUUACAGAGGAGAGCCCCCAUCAUUAGGGUACUCAGGUCGUUAUGGGGGAAGCUUCAAUAGAGGUUACGAUCUAGGAGGUAGCCAUGGUGGGCCUAGCGAGGGCUAUGGGGCAUAUGGCGGUGGAGCUGGCAGCGGCUAUGGAGGUGGCUAUGAUGCCAGCAUUGGUGGUGGCUAUGGAGGUAGCAGCGGAGGUCCCUUCUAUGGAAGUAGAGGGGGUUAUGGUGGUGGAGGGAGUAGUGGCCGGUAUCAUCCCUAUGGAAGGUAGAAAGCAUGGAAAGGGAAGAACCUUUCAACUCAAAUGUAGCAGCAAAGGCAGUUGUCACGAGUCUGUAGCAUUGAGCUCUCUAAAUAUUAGUGUGUUAGCUGUUAUUCCUUGAGGGUACUUCUCUUUUGUGGGUAGAGGGGUGAUAUUUUUCAAGCUCAAGCUUCAUGAAUCCACUAACCCUUUUCUCCACCAGGACUGGACAUAUCUGGGUUUCAUUUGUGUCUGUUGAUUGACAUGAACAAGAUACACAUUCUCUCCUCUUGUUUUCUUCAUAUUUUUUUCCUAAAUUGUAGCAACAACAAAAUGUUAACAUUCAGCCUGGUAUAUUUCUUGACGAGUAACCAAGGAAGAUCAUUGCAGUUAGCCUUUA
Vitis riparia (riverbank grape) is the source of this 7392-nucleotide messenger RNA. Its product is annotated as nuclear pore complex protein GP210. The transcript is spliced from 42 exons. Gene Ontology annotation, molecular function: RNA binding. Lineage: Eukaryota; Viridiplantae; Streptophyta; Magnoliopsida; Vitales; Vitaceae. The record is from RefSeq and is a predicted model, not a curated record. Bases 153 to 7022 code for a protein of 2289 amino acids.